This is a messenger RNA of Nomascus leucogenys (northern white-cheeked gibbon), 1623 nucleotides long. RefSeq names its product solute carrier family 10 member 6 (gene SLC10A6). Gene Ontology annotation, molecular function: bile acid:sodium symporter activity. Lineage: Eukaryota; Metazoa; Chordata; Mammalia; Primates; Hylobatidae. Gene Ontology annotation, biological process: bile acid and bile salt transport. The record is from RefSeq and is a predicted model, not a curated record. Gene Ontology annotation, cellular component: membrane.
ACAUACAUAUUCAGUGGUGAGUAAGAACAGAAGUGGAAAGCCUUACUUACCGCAGUUUAUUAUAUGUUUCAUGCCCGUGAUAAUUACUUUUAUAAUGCCACUUGUGAAAAAAUUGAUCAGAUUAGGAUGAAUCACCUUGCUGGCCAACAGUUAUUGGAAUGAUUCUCCACGUGUGACUUCGUUGCACUAUUACAAAAUGUGGCAGGAUAGACCUGCCCGGCCAUUGUUGCCAAUGUUCAUUUGUAAUGCUGCCUUAAGGAGAUGAGGAGAUGAGAGCCAAUUGUUCCAGCAGCUCAGCCUGCCCUGCCAACAGUUCAGAGGAGGAGCUGCCAGUGGGACUGGAGGUACAUGGAAACCUAGAGCUCGUUUUCACAGUGGUGUCCACUGUGAUGAUGGGGCUGCUCAUGUUCUCUUUGGGAUGCUCCGUGGAGAUCCGGAAGCUGUGGUCGCACGUCAGGAGACCCUGGGGCAUUGCUGUGGGACUGCUCUGCCAAUUUGGGCUCAUGCCUUUUACAGCUUAUCUCCUGGCCAUCAGCUUUUCUCUGAAGCCAGUCCAAGCUAUUGCUGUUCUCAUCAUGGGCUGCUGCCCGGGGGGCACCAUCUCUAACAUUUUCACCUUCUGGGUUGACGGAGAUAUGGAUCUCAGCAUCGGUAUGACAACCUGUUCCACCGUGGCUGCCCUGGGAAUGAUGCCACUCUGCAUUUACCUCUACACCUGGUCCUGGAGUCUUCAGCAGAAUCUCACCGUUCCUUAUCAGAACAUAGGAAUUACCCUUGUGUGCCUGACCGUUCCUGUGGCCUUUGGUGUCUAUGUGAAUUACAGAUGGCCAAAACAAUCCAAAAUCAUUCUCAAGAUUGGGGCCAUUGUUGGCGGGGUCCUCCUUCUGGUGGUCGCAGUUGCUGGUGUGGUCCUGGCGAAAGGAUCUUGGAAUUCAGACAUCACCCUUCUGACCAUCAGUUUCAUCUUUCCUUUGAUUGGCCAUGUCACGGGUUUUCUGCUGGCACUUUUUACCCACCAGUCUUGGCAAAGGUGCAGGACAAUUUCCUUAGAAGCUGGAGCUCAGAAUAUUCAGAUGUGCAUCACCAUGCUCCAGUUAUCUUUCACUGCUGAGCACUUGCUCCAGAUGUUGAGUUUCCCACUGGCCUAUGGACUGUUCCAGCUGAUAGAUGGAUUUCUUAUUGUUGCAGCAUAUCAGACAUACAAGAGGAGAUUGAAGAACAAACAUGGAAAAAAGAACUCAGGUUGUGCAGAAGUCUGCCAUAUGAGGAAAUCGACUUCUUCCAAAGAGACCAGUGCUUUCUUGGAGGUGAAUGAAGAAGGUGCCAUCACUCCUGGGCCAUCAGGGCCAAUGGAUUGCCACAGGGCUCUCGAGCUAGUUGGCCACAUCACUUCAUGUGACUAGCAGGGACUUGCUGGCUGGACUGGCCCCCUUCUUUUUCAGUGGCCAGUAAAGACAGUGUGCAGCUGACACAUGAAUCUUGUUGGUAGGGCCAGUGUGAAUAUUUAAGUGUUCAAUGUUAGAAUAUUUAUAUUUUCAUGUGGAUUGUGAAUUGUGAUGGGAUCACUUUUGGAGAUUCCCAUUUCAGGGAGUUUCUUCUGGGGGUUAACAUAACAUAUCAAUG